Messenger RNA from Nelumbo nucifera (sacred lotus), 1443 nucleotides. Its product is annotated as NAP1-related protein 2-like. Gene Ontology annotation, biological process: nucleosome assembly. NCBI's taxonomy places the organism in Eukaryota, Viridiplantae, Streptophyta, Magnoliopsida, Proteales, Nelumbonaceae. The record is from RefSeq and is a predicted model, not a curated record. Gene Ontology annotation, cellular component: nucleus.
UACCAAAAAAAGUCGGUCCUUCGCCGGGUUGUCUCUCAGGGGUGUGGCUUCGUAAACCCUUUCUGCUCUUUCCUCUCUCUUUCUCUCCGACAUUCGUUUGCUUUCCGUCUUUCUCCGAGGAUAGAUAUUAGGGUUUAGGAGAUCACCAGAAUCUAGUAUAUUUUGUAGGUCGCGGAGAUGGGUGCGGACAAAGGGAAGAAAUCCAAGGUUGCAGAGAGAGGAGAGGAAGAAGAUUCCGAUCACAUUGAUGGAGAGUUAGUUCUUUCUAUCGAGAAGUUGCAGGAGAUUCAAGACGAGCUCGAGAAGGUUAAUGAAGAGGCAAGUGACAAAGUUUUGGAAGUUGAACAGAAAUACAACGAGAUACGGAGGCCCGUCUACAAUAAGAGGAAUGAUAUCAUCAAAACUAUUCCCGACUUCUGGUUAACUGCUUUUUUGAGUCAUCCUGCACUUGGUGAUCUUUUGAGUGAGGAAGACCAGAAGAUUUUCAAGUUCCUAAAUUCUCUGGAUGUGGACGACUUCAAGGAUGUAAAAUCGGGAUACUCUAUUACCUUUAAUUUCAACCCCAAUCCUUAUUUUGAAGAUACAAAGCUCACAAAGACUUUUACCUUCUUUGACGAAGGAACGACUAAGAUAACUGGUACAACGAUCAAAUGGAAGGAGGGCAUGGACAUUGCAAAUGGUGUUAAUCAUGAGAAAAAAGGAAACAAGCGUCCACUUGCUGAAGAAAGCUUCUUUAACUGGUUCAGUGAGACACAACAGAAAGAUAUUACAGAAGGGAUUCAUGAUGAGGUGGCAGAGAUAAUCAAGGAAGAUUUAUGGCCUAACCCUCUUAAAUAUUUCAACAAUGAGGCUGAUGAAGAGGACUUUGAUGGAGAUGAGGAUGAUGAAGAGGGUAAGGACAUUGAUGGCUUUGAAGAGGAAGAUGAUGACGAACAAGAUGAUGAUGACGAAGACGGUGAUGAGGAGGAUGACAGUUAAUUCUUUCUCAGGGUUUAACAGGGUUUACAUUAUGACCAUCAUGUUUUAGUCAUACCUCGUGGAAGCAAAGUCUCUGAUGCCUGCAGAAAGGCCAGGUGAUAGGGAGCUGACAACUCUUGUAAUGUCUGUGGUGGUAGCUAUGAUCUUUUUUGUUGCUAGCUGACUGCUACCAUGGUUUACCUUUGUUUUGUUUUUUUUUUUUGGGGGGGGGGGGUUCUCUUGGCCUUCAUCUCCCCUGUUUCAUUGGGAUAUGCGGGCUUUCUUGCUAAAUGCAGGGAGUUUUUAAGUUAUGAGGAUAUAUAAUAUUGGGUUUUAUUAGUUUUCUUGUAGAGAGCACCUUUGUCGAAAGCAUGUGCCUUCGUAAUUGUCCUUGUCAGGCCCUUCUAGCCUUUGUGAUCUAAUGCUUUUAGGUUUUUACGCUAUUUCCAGAUAUGAGAUCUCCUGCCCUUGUGCUUCAGGUCCCAA